UGAGCUUAAAGGUCGAUGUUUAGAAAAUUAAAUACCUAGAGAAAAAAUGGGAAAACUAAUUUUACACGGUAUCGAAGCUAGUCCCCCGGUCAGGGCAGUUCUACUCACACUCAAAGCUCUCAAUCUAGAUUACGAAUUCAAAUUAGUAAAUCUUCUAAAUGGUGAUCAUAAAACAAAGGAAUAUUUAAAGAAAAACCCCCAACAUACGGUCCCAGUUUUGGAAGACGAUGGUCACAGCCUGUGGGACAGUCAUGCUAUCGCAGCUUAUUUGGUCGGCAAAUAUGGAAAAAAUGAUUUGCUCUAUCCAAAGGAUCUCUUGAAACGUGCUGUUGUUGAUCAACGAUUACAUUUUGAUUCCGGAGUGUUGUACAUCAAUAUGAAGAAUAUAACAACUCCUCUUUUUUAUAAGAAGAUUACCACCAUUCCUCAGGAGAGUCUCGAUGCGAUAAAUGAGGGUUUGGAUUUCUUGGAGAGCUUUUUGGUGAAUGACUUCAUGGCUGGAGAAAAUAUGACAAUAGCUGAUUUUAGUAUUUUAUCAACUAUAAGCACUUAUGAGGCUUUCACUACCAUCACCGAAACCAGAACUCCAAAAUUAGCUGCUUGGCUGAAAAGAAUGACUGCAUUACCGUAUUACGAAGAAGCAAAUGGGAAAGGUGCUGCAAUUUGCAAUCAAGUCUUCAAGACAGCACUGGCUCCAAAGUGAAUAGUUCUUCUCUUUAUAAUAUUAGAAAAAGAAUACAAAGUAUUAAUAAUAAAUGAAAAGCAUACAUAUCAGUA
Molecule: messenger RNA, 777 nt
Organism: Eupeodes corollae
Lineage: Eukaryota; Metazoa; Arthropoda; Insecta; Diptera; Syrphidae
Product: glutathione S-transferase 1-like
Exons: 1
Coding region: 47-703 (218 amino acids)
Biological process (GO): glutathione metabolic process
Molecular function (GO): glutathione transferase activity
Source: RefSeq, a predicted model, not a curated record